Molecule: messenger RNA, 1406 nt
Organism: Falco peregrinus (peregrine falcon)
Lineage: Eukaryota; Metazoa; Chordata; Aves; Falconiformes; Falconidae
Gene: IFI35
Product: interferon induced protein 35
Exons: 9
Coding region: 137-1318 (393 amino acids)
Cellular component (GO): nucleus
Source: RefSeq, a predicted model, not a curated record
AAACGAAAGUGAAAGCAACGGGCGGGAGGAGGUGCGGGGCGCACCGGGGUCCCACGGCACCAGGGUUCCCACCGGCCGGGCCGGGCUCCCCGGGGCUGAGCCAAGCCGCCGUCGUUCCGCCGCCAGCACCGCCGGGAUGGAUCCGGACGAGGACUUCAUAUACCUGAUCGCCCCCGGGUGCGUGGGGAGAAGCUGCCUGGAGCUGACCCCCGAGCGAGUCCGACAGGAGAUCGAGCGCUGCAAGGAACUUUGCAGCGCUCUGGAGCAAGAGCAUGUGGACCUACAAAUGGCCAAGGAAGGCGUAGAGAGAAGGACACAGGAGCUGAGGAAAGAAGGAGAACUUUGUAAAAAUUUUGAGCAACAAAUGUCUUUAAACAGAGAUGAAGAGGGAUCCCUCCAGGCGAGCAUUUGUUUAGCAAAGGAGGAGCAGAACAGACUGAUGCAGGAGAAGCAGGUGUUGCAAAAGAAACUGGAAGAAGUGAGGAAGAGAGUCCUCUGGGAGGAUCUGGCGACGAUGCUGCCUGCCUUGCCAGAGAAGAAAAUGGUGUUUAAGGGACUUGAGACAAACAAGGAGGACAUGAACAAGCUGGUUCUCACCCCACUGAUCCACUACCCUCUGCCGGGGGGCUCAGCUCUCAUCACCUUUGAGAAGGCAGAGGUGGCUCAGAGGAUCAUAGAGGCGAAGGAGCACAUGGUGGAGCUGAGCUCUGGGGAGGAGCUGGAGGAGCUUGACCGGUGCAGGGUGCGAGUGCAGGCAGCGCCGGUGGAUGUGCUGCUGCCGUCUGCCUUGGAGAUCGGGCUGACUCGCAGCAGCAGGAGCAUCCUCGUGUCUGACCUGCCCAGCCUGGGCAUCCCUGAGGAGACGCUGCUGGACAAGCUGGAGCUCUUCUUCAGCAAGACGAAGAAUGGCGGCGGUGAGGUGGAGAGCAGGGAGUUCCUGGACGACUCUGGCCAGGUGGUGCUGACCUUCGCGCGGGACGGAGUAGCGGAGCCACUAAUUGCAAGAGGACAUAUGCAGGUGCUUAUUGGGAGGAGAGAGUACAAGCUUAAAAUAUCACCGUGCAUGAGUGGAGACAUCACCAACCUGCAGCACAGGGCUGUUGCAGCUCAGCCUGGCUCUGCCCAGCUCCAGCCGUCCCGCUGCCCCAGGACCGUCCUGCUCUCGAGCAUCCCAGACGUGCUGGGUGAGGAGCUCAUGAGGGACAGCCUGGAGAUCCACUUCCAGAAGUCCAGCCGCGGCGGGGGAGAGGUGGAUGCCCUCGCCUACGUGCCGGCGGGACAACAGGCGGUGGCCGUUUUCACGGAAGAUGCGGGCUGACCCUGGCCAGCGCCCCCAGCCCCACGCAGCAGAGCCCUGCCUGGCUGCCAGCCCCUGGGCACCACAGGGAUUAAAGCAUCUGCAGGGA